This is a messenger RNA of Entamoeba histolytica HM-1:IMSS, 474 nucleotides long. RefSeq lists its product as uncharacterized. The record is from RefSeq and is a predicted model, not a curated record. The coding region runs from base 1 to 474 and encodes 157 amino acids. The transcript is spliced from 2 exons. Lineage: Eukaryota; Evosea; Mastigamoebida; Endamoebidae.
AUGAGUAAGACUAAUUCAUCAAAUUUAUCUACUCCUCAAACUACACAAAAUAUUAAAAAUAAACAUCCAAUAUUUAAAGAGUCUACUUCUCCAAGAUUUCAAAUGAUGUCAAGUUCACCAUUAUUUCAGAAUUUAGAAUAUAAUCAUAUGACUAAAGACUUACAAGAAAAAUAUGGAACUAGUCUUAAAUUUAAAAAUAACCAAAAUGAUAAUGAAAUAGGAAUUAGUGAAGCUCUUAAUAUUAUGGUUACUAUGAUUGUUUGUGGUUGUGCACUUGGAUUUAUUGGAUAUGGAUAUGGUGGACCUGUUUAUGCUGGACUUGGAGGAGCAAUUGGAAUAUUUAUUGGUAUGAUUGUAGAUACAUUGUUAGUUAUUAUUUAUUCAAAUAAAUUAGGACAACCUAAAUCUCAUUCAAAACAUCAACAAAUUCAAAUUAUAGAAAGAAAAUCUAAUGAACAUAAAAAAACUGAAUAA